Lolium rigidum is the source of this 917-nucleotide messenger RNA. Its product is annotated as 50S ribosomal protein HLP, mitochondrial-like. The transcript has 4 exons. Gene Ontology annotation, molecular function: large ribosomal subunit rRNA binding; structural constituent of ribosome. The record is from RefSeq and is a predicted model, not a curated record. NCBI's taxonomy places the organism in Eukaryota, Viridiplantae, Streptophyta, Magnoliopsida, Poales, Poaceae. The coding region runs from base 123 to 635 and encodes 170 amino acids. Gene Ontology annotation, biological process: translation. Gene Ontology annotation, cellular component: ribosome; mitochondrial large ribosomal subunit.
CGCCGCGCCGCCGGGACGCUGCCCCCGCCACGCCCCGCUGCAUCCCUGGAUCCGACCCUCGUGUCCAGUUCCGUUCCAAGAGGAAAGCCUAGGCGGAGAGCUGUGUGGAGUGACGCCAGGAGAUGGCGGCGUUCCUGAGGUCAAAGUGUUCGUCAGUUGGGCGUACUCUGAUGGGAAGCAUUGGGAACAAUCUGUAUGGGGGUGUUAACUCGUCUGUUGAAACAGUGGCAGGGUCAUCUCGCUGUGAUGCUAUCAGUCAGCAAAUCAGGACAUUCAUCCAGAUGAGAACCAACCUCAAGGUGGUAGACAACUCUGGAGCCAAGCGGGUCAUGUGCAUACAGUCCUUGAGGGGGAAGAAAGGAGCGAGGCUCGGGGACAUGAUAAUUGGUUCCGUGAAGGAAGCACAACCCCGUGGCAAGGUCAAGAAAGGUGAUGUAGUCUACGGGGUGGUCGUCCGUGCUGCUAUGAAGAAAGGACGAAGUGAUGGCAGCGAGGUCCAGUUCGAUGACAAUGCUAUAGUCAUCGUGAACAACAAGGGCGAGCUGAUUGGCACUCGCGUCUUUGGUCCUGUUCCCCACGAGCUCAGGAAGAAGAAGCAUCUCAAGAUCUUGGCGCUGGCUGAGCACAUAGUUUGAGACGUCGAGCUGUGCUUAGGCAUAUCUAUCUGUUUGUUCUGGGGAAUGAAACGAACACGUGGUCGUCUUCAAGACUGCUCUGGGGAUGUUUUGGUUGCUGCCCUGCUGUUAUUGUGUUCCACUUUCUUUUUUCUUGAUAGUUUGUGUUUGGAAAAAUCUACUCUAAACUAGUUAUGUGCAUUGCUUACUUUUCUCGCUUUUACCUGCGAGUUUAAUGAGCAAUUGAAAACUUGGAUCGAAUCUAGGCACUAACGGGCAAAGCGGAUUUGGAAUUUACUUUAA